AAAUGGCUCGAACAAUGGACCCAACUAUCAAGACGACGUUCCCGAACGACUUUGCCGCGUCGACAUGGGCGAACGGAUCGGAAUCGUGGUACAACGUGUACUCGUGGGUUAACUCACAGAACGACUCGGACAAUGGGGAUAGCAUCCGAUCCUCCACUUCAUCGCAACCACAGACAUCUCCAUCAUCUGGACUUGAUGAUCACGAGCAUCGUCUUCUCUGCGACACACCGAGCAGCCCGAUCGAUCAAGCAUCAUACUUCAAUAAUAACAACAAUAAGACAUCGGAUUUGAACACGAGCUGGUUCAAUCCACCACCAAUCACAUCUUCGUUGAUUCAGGCACCGGCACCGGCACCAGUUCAACAGAAAAAGACAGAGAGCGAAUCAAAAGACUAUGCUCUCCUACAAGAACUUCUUCGACUCAACCUCAACACAUCUCCACCAUCCUCAGGAUCAAACCUUUCCACUCAAAACCAGCUCUUCUCCUCUGCAUCCCCUUCAACAUCAUCACCAUGGUCUCUUCCACAAGAAGAGUUGUAUCGCCCGGCACCGAUCGCACGCACAUCUCCACCAGCCCCACAGCAGAAUAUGUACUGGAACACGGCGACGAGCAGACACAACUCUACAUCAGACGCGGAGUUUCUUCAGGCGCUUAGCAACCAGCUCGCGGCAUGUCAAGUGACUACUCCCCAACCAUCCGGAGUGGAUAUGACUUAUAUCAUGCAACAACAAGCACUCGUAGUUCAACAGCAACAACAGCAACAACAACAGCAACAGAAUAACCGACAGUGGCCAUCAAAAACAGUAUUCCAAAGAUAUUCAUUCAUGUCAGCUCUUCAAGGAAAAGUCGACGAGGUCACCGAUGAGUACCGCCAGCUUGAGAAAGAGCGCAAGCAGACAGAAGCUGAACUUGCCCGUCACAACCUUGGAAAAAAGAUAUCCUCGUCAAACGGGCUCCCAAUCCCAAAACUUCCAACUGCUCCAUCACGCAUUGAUAGAAUGGUUGUGGACUUCUUCAGGGAGCACGCAAGGAUCAGCACACUCCUGGCAAAAAUGGAGCAGCUCACCGGAAGAUCAAUGCCACUAGCAGCUCAUCAAACACUUGCAGAGCUCCUUCAAGCAGUCACCAGCCUCUACCACAGCCGUGUUCAUGAGCGAGCCCUGAUUCUACAGCAGUUGAGAGGAGAAGCCAUUCACUAUGAUGAGGAGAAAGAAGCCGGAGUCCUCAUCGAAAUCCUGUGCCUAGUUCAGCAAGCGGCCACACGAGUCCGCGCCGCCAACUGGUAUUGCCUCAUGACAACGCUCGGCCCAUUGGACGCCACUCAGAAAAUGCAGAUGGAUCAGCUCGCCUCAUCGGACUUCACCAUUCCACCACCACCAAUCCGUCCACGUCCAGUUUGAGCUUGAGCUCAUCAUCCUUUAUUUUUGUAGCCUAGCAACACCCACACACACACUCACAUCCUCCUUUGUUCCCUCCUAUAGUUGGCUGGACCCAAUAGAAAACCCCUUCUUGUUUCACACAACCAUCACGGCCCAGCCGCUUUCUAGAUUUUAGCCUCUCCUCUUCUCAUUCCUCAACACAAGAAUCUGUACAUAUACAAAAUUAGUAAAGGUAUACCUCCUUCUCCGUCCGCGCACUGAUUUUUUCCCUUCUCUUCUCAAAUUUGAGCUUCAAUACACAAUGUGUGUAAAAUAUCCCUCUAGCCGAGUAUCGCGUAGUAUUCCUCAUUUACAGCUUCAACACCACCUCUUCUUUUUUCAAAUUCAAAUGUAUUUAAAUCACUGAUGAUAUAUGAUUUUACGUUCUCCCCCCACUCCUCCCACCACAGCAACUAAGAAAAACUCUCCUAUUACUAAAUUUUUCAUAAUCUGGUUGUUGAAAAUCAGUGUGCGUGUGUUCUUUUGCAAUGAAUAUAACCACCUCUGUGUGUGGUUCAAUAAAAAAGUUUUUAUU
Messenger RNA from Caenorhabditis elegans, 1953 nucleotides. RefSeq names its product Gamma-tubulin complex component (gene meic-1). The record is from RefSeq and is marked reviewed. The transcript is spliced from 4 exons. Bases 3 to 1400 code for a protein of 465 amino acids. Gene Ontology annotation, biological process: meiotic cell cycle. NCBI's taxonomy places the organism in Eukaryota, Metazoa, Nematoda, Chromadorea, Rhabditida, Rhabditidae.